GUCUUAUCGGGGGGUUGGGCCGCUAGGAGCGAACGGAGAGUUAAAGAGUUUUUAAUGUCCGCCAUGUUGGCCAUGGCGUAUUGAACCAGGGAGAGAGAGCGGAGUGACUGAAAAAAGAGACCGAGAGAGAGCGACCAAGAUCCGGGCCUUCCCGGCUCCGUUCGCAUCGCCAAUUAUAUAUUUUUGUAACCAAUCGAACGAUAGACUCCUUGGGACCGCCACAGAUACAUCCAUGAGAACUCAAAUUGGAACAGUUGUGAAUAUUAGGGGAUCGGAUAGAUUUAUGCUGCAUCUUUAAUUAUAAAAAUGAGUAAAUUGUCGUUUCGGGCACGGGCGCUGGACGCUACCAAGCCACUACCCGUCUUCCGCUGCGAGGACUUACCCGACCUGCACGAAUAUGCCUCUAUUAACCGGGCCGUGCCGCAGAUGCCGACGGGGAUGGAGAAAGAGGAGGAAUCGGAACACCAUCUCCAGCGGGCCAUCUCUGCACAGCAGGUUUAUGGAGAGAAGCGGGAUAACAUGGUCAUUCCCGUUCCCGAGGCGGAGAGCAACAUCGCCUACUACGAGUCUCUGUACCCCGGGGAGUUCAAGAUGCCAAAGCAGCUUACUCACAUACAGCCCUUCAGCCUGGAUGCAGAGCAGCCGGACUAUGACCUGGAUUCAGAGGAUGAGGCGUUUGUGAAUAAGCUGAAGAAGAAGAUGGAGAUCAGCCCCCUGCAAUUCGAGGAGAUGAUCGACCGUCUGGAGAAGGGCAGCGGGCAGCAGCUGGUGACCCUGCAGGAGGCCAAGCUGCUGCUGAAGGAGGACGACGAGCUGAUCCGGGAGGUGUUCGAGUACUGGGCCCGCAAGCGGAAAAACUGCAAGGGCGCCUCGCUCAUCCCCACCGUCAAGCAGGAGAAGCGGGACGGCUCCAGCACCAGCGACCCCUACGUCGCCUUCCGCAGGAGGACCGAGAAGAUGCAGACGCGCAAGAACCGCAAGAACGACGAGGCGUCGUACGAGAAGAUGCUGAAGCUUCGCAGGGACCUGAGCCGGGCCGUCACCAUCCUGGAGAUGAUCAAGCGGAGGGAGAAGAGCAAGAGGGAGCUGCUGCACCUCACGCUGGAGAUCGUGGAGAAGAGGCACGGCAUGGCGGACUUCGGAGGCGAGAUCAUGGCGGAGGUGCUGGCCCAGCGAGCGCUGGUGAAGCCGGCCUACACCCUUCCCAUCAUUCCCCUGUCCAGCAGCGCCCAGUUCAGGCUCCAGGACCACAUGGAGCUCAAGGAGUACAAGGCCAAGCCCGAGAAGACGGAAGUAGUCAGAACGAAACGGAAGUACGAGAAGAAGCCCAAAGUCUUGCCUUCGUCAGCCGCGCCUCAGCAAUCGGGGCCCUCCAUAUUCAACGCUAAGGACCUAAACCAGUACGACUUCCCCAGCUCCGACGACGAGCCCUUCUCCCAGAUUCAUUCAGGAUCCUCGGAAGCUGAGGAAGAGAAUGACCCCGACGGCCCUUUCGCUUUCCGGAGGAAGGCUGGCUGUCAAUAUUACGCUUCUCGGUCGGACCAAAGUGGCAGUUGGCCGUGGUGCAGUCCUUCGGAGGGAGGUCUGGGAGACGUCCGCUUCAGAUACUGCCUCACCACGCUGACGGUUCCCAGGCGCUGUGUGGGGUUGGCACGGCGACGCGUUGGACGAGGCGGCAGGGUUUUGCUGGACAGAGCGCGCACAGGCUUGGACAACGUAUUUCAUGGGCUGGAUCCGGAAAUGCUUGCCUCCCCUCCCCACUCUCCGGUCAACACGUUCGCCAGUACCUCAGAAACGAAUACCUCGGACGGAAACCCUCCUCCUCCAGACCUCAGUCAGAUAUUGUUGAACAUUAAAUCCUGUCGAUGGAAACACUUUAGGCCCCGGACACUACCACUACACGACCCUGAGCGCGCGGACGCCUGCUCGCGGAGGCUGCACGGGGGGCCCGCCGGGACGGGCGCGGCCCAGUCCGGGACCCAGGCCGGCGGGACCCCCUCCCACAGCCGCAACGGACCUGGCUCCACCCCCGUCGCCGCAUUCACAGCGGAACAAUACCAGCAACAUCAAGAGCAGCUGGCACUGAUGCAGAAGCAGCAGCUGGAGCAGAUCCAACUUCAGCAGGCGAACAACGUGUCCGCCGCCAACAGCACACAGGGUUUGAUAUCAAAGACGCUGGACUCGGUCAGCGCCCAGUUCGCGGCCUCCGCUUUGGUAACGACGGACCAGCUGGUGGCGUUCAAAGCCAAGGAAGAGGUGGGCGUCGGGGUCAACGGCGUCCUUCAGGCAUCAGGAGUAUACAAGGGCUUACACCUCACUAGCACGGCGCCCGCUUCCCUGCACACGAGCCAGUCCACCACGACCGUGGGCCCCACCUUCCUCCAGCCCACCAACAGCAGCGGCAGCCCCGCCCCCGCCACCACCGCACAGACGACGAGCUCCCACGGCGCGCCCGGCCACCACGCCGCCGCCGCCGCCCCGACCGCCGCCAACUCCGCUACUCAGGUCCUGAUCGGGAGCAACAUCCGCCUGAGCGUGCCCUCGCCGGCCGGCGCCGUCAACUCCAUCGCCAACCUGAACGCGCGGCACAUAUCCAGGACUAUAAACGCCGUUCCGCCCUCUGCCUUAAAGCUGGCCGCCACUACAAACUGUCAGAUGCCCAAGGUCACAGCCUCGUCCUCCAUCGAGCUGGUGCCGAGGGAAAAUCACGAACAAGAAAAGCCAGCACUAAACAGUAUAGCGGACAAUACAGUGGCCAUGGAAGUGACGUAGUAGUGUCAGGCGUACGGGACCUCUGCUUGGGAACUCAUCUAGGGUGCUAUGCAUCAUAGCAUUGUGAAUGCAAAGGACGGCGGAAUGCGGCGCGUCGCGUUUCCAUGGCAACUGUCGGGACUUAAUUGCAAUUCUCAUCUCUCAUGCUUUUAUUUUUUUGUUUUUGUUUAUUUUUUUAUUUGUUACUGUUAAUAAGAGGAAUCAACAUCUGUAAAUUAUGAAUAUGGCAAUUAUAUGUACAGUAACUUGCAUAUUUGUAAUACCCCCCUCCCCCCCCUCCUCCUCCU
Megalops cyprinoides (Indo-Pacific tarpon) is the source of this 3059-nucleotide messenger RNA. Its product is annotated as enhancer of polycomb homolog 1-like. Lineage: Eukaryota; Metazoa; Chordata; Actinopteri; Elopiformes; Megalopidae. The transcript is spliced from 14 exons. The record is from RefSeq and is a predicted model, not a curated record. Gene Ontology annotation, cellular component: piccolo histone acetyltransferase complex. Gene Ontology annotation, biological process: regulation of transcription by RNA polymerase II. Bases 307 to 2772 code for a protein of 821 amino acids.